Molecule: messenger RNA, 692 nt
Organism: Pelecanus crispus (Dalmatian pelican)
Lineage: Eukaryota; Metazoa; Chordata; Aves; Pelecaniformes; Pelecanidae
Source: RefSeq, a predicted model, not a curated record
CCUCAAGGAACGUCCUGUGGGUGAUCGAGGGGACCUCCUGCGACCUGCCCUGGCAGGCUGCCCUCUUCAAAGGGGAGAAUUUCCUCUGCGGGGGGACGCUGGUGGACAAGAACUGGGUGCUGACGGCCGCCCACUGCCACGUCCCGGGCUUCAUCAACGUGCGGCUGGGGGGCCGGACCCACAAGGACUCAGGUCGCAUCGAGCAGCGGCGGCGCUCAGCUAAGGUCUUCAAGUACCCACGCUACAACGAGACCAGCAAGGACGGCGACUUGAUGCUCAUCAAGUUUCUCCUGCCAGUCCACAUCAACAAGCAGGUGAAGCCGCUGCCAUUGGCCACCCACUGCCCUGUGCCCGGCAAGACCUGCCAGAUCUCAGGCUGGGGGUCCACCACCAGCCCUGAAGUCACCUUCCCUGAGGACCUCCACUGCGCCAAGGUCACCAUCGUCUCAGAAGAGCAGUGCCGGCGCAUCUACCCCGGCUCCAUCACCACCAACAUGGUGUGCGCGGGCGAGACCCACAGUCGGGCUGACUCCUGCCAGGGUGACUCUGGAGGACCUCUCAUGUGUGAUGGGCGGCUCCAGGGUAUCGUCUCUUGGGGCCCGGGUGUCUGCGGGGACCCCAAGAAACCCGGUGUCUACGUCAACCUCUGCAAAUACACCCGAUGGCUCCAGGACACCAUGAGAAGGAACUGA